AACAGCUGCGCCUCAAAAUAUCUUAAAGGAAGCGGUGAUAGCAAUUUUUUAUUUCACUGUCGACCGUUUCGCACGAAAAAUGUCUCGUGUCUCAGUUACAUAACGUAUGAAGUCGUUCGAAGCGGCUGGCCAAUGCCAAGUACGCUGAACUGAACCAAGAUGGCAGAGGACGAAGCGGCCGGCGCUAGCCUUGAUGAUUUUAAGAAAGCUUGUUUAGUUAGAAAUCAAAAUGAAAAAAAGCGGAGAGAUCGGUUCAACAACCUGGUAAAUGAAUUAUCUGCUUCUCUGCCUGUGCGAGGGAAAAAAUUAAGCAGAAACAACGUUCUGAAAUAUUGCAUCGAAUACUUCCGCCACGCUCAGCAGCUCGCUUCGACAUCAAGCAACAACACCCUUGAGAGGGUUUGUGGAAGAUGGCAGCCGGAUUUUAUUACGAGCGAAGAAUUCCGUCAAAUUGUGCUUGAUGGUCUAGAUGGUAUUGUAAUAGCGAUCGACGAUGCAAGCAAAAUAUGUUUUGCUUCGAAUAACGUGUUCUCCUGUCUUGGUUACGAUUGUAAAACCCUUCAGAAUGGCAGCAUUUUAGACUUGGUGCAUCCAGAGGAUCAAAGAACGAUCUAUGCACUGCUAACAGCUCUUAACAAGGACAAUGCAACCACUAGACCAGCGCAGAUGUUUUCUUGUCGCCUUCGUUUUGCUCCACGGAGUGAUGGGUUCAGAGGCGGGUUCGUACCGUUUAACUGUGUAAGUAGGACUUUUAGAGUUGGGCACACAAGUGGAGAUCGCUACGUUGUGUUUCUGGGACGAGUUACAACUCUACCCAAAUUGAACAAAACUGUUGUGUCAGCUGAUAACGAACAUGUUUUGAAAUUCACAACGAGAUUGGAUAAAAUGUGGAGGUUUCAAUGUGUGGAAAGAAGUACGACUAUGGUUCUGGGUUACUAUCCUUUCGAGUUGCUUGGACAUUGUUUGUAUGAAUAUUGUCAUGAAGAUGAUUUGGCCCAUCUUACAGAGUACCACAAUAUGCUUCUUUAUUCAGGAGUAAUAACAACUUGUUGUUAUCGUCUUCUCGCCAAAGGACAAGUUUGGAUCUGGGUACGCAGUCGCUACCAUGUGUCAUACAGUCCAUUAGAUUCAAAACCUGAUUCUGUCAUUUGUGUCACUUGGCCCAUGAAAGGUUUUGAAUUCAGUGCAUUAAACCAGCAGGAAGUCCUAGAGAGGGAUCGACAACUGUUCUCUCAAAUUCUUGAAAAGAGUGGUGAAAAACUUCUCAGCUCAAAUUUCAAGAGUGGCACACAAAAAAAUGCACUGACAGCUGCAUCACCACCUUCUUCAUCACCAUCUCUAAAUCCCAUCGUGAAUACGAAUGAAACUGUGGAACAGAGCCAUGCGGUUACAGCAUAUGAGGAACUUCCAUCUGCAUUAUCAACAAUGCAAUCUGGUGUUUCUAUAACUUCAGACCAUAGGGCGAGCUUGGUUGCACCUCAGAAUGUUGAUGCUGGCAUUUGGCCUGUUGGUGGUAUUGACAGUGCUGCAGUUGUGGUAUCAAGUGACAAUCACUUUAACUCAAGCAACCCACCAGUCUACUCAGUGGAAAGUGUUGAUGAAAAGAGCCUACUUUUAGAAGACCAUGAUCAAAUGCCAGAAUCUUUGUCCUUUUCGCAAUGGGUGCUCCACUUACAUCUGAGAGACCAAUACAGGAGUCUCACAGACUCCAUACGGCAGCAAUCGGAGCAAAUUACAGUCAUACAAAGACAGCUGGCCAUUCAAAAGGAAUUAUCUUCACUCAGUGAUGAAUUAGAGGUUCAGCAAAAACGGAAGACACUGAACCUCAAAAAUACUGUAGAAGAAACUAAAGCUGUUAUUCUUCAAAAGAUGAAGGAACUGCAAGAGUGCACACAGUUACCCAGCAUUUAAUAUAAUUCCCUGUUAGUGUGCUUUGACCUUGUUCAUAUCAAAGUUCAUAAGUUUUAGAACAAAGUAAUGCUUAAUUUUGAUAGACCAAGUGCAGGACCUCCAUGGAAUUAUCUUUAACAUACAGUAAUUAAAUUAUAUUUAAAUUAAAUUUGGUAUAGUCCUACAAAGGAUAAGCACUGCUGUGUUCUUGCAUUCCAAUAACACACCUGUGAAGUGUUAAUGCAUUUUGUCAAAUGUUGACAAUGCCUUGCCAUCAAUUAUGACCUAGACCUUGAAGGAUAUUAAUAUUUUGACAUUUCAGGGGAUGAAAAAGUUGUGUUUCUGAGUUUACUGAGUUUGAAUGUAGUUUUAUUUGUUUCAGUUACUGUGAGUUGGGCUUUUGACUUUCUGGUUUGCAGUCACCAUUUCACUGUUAACAAAUUGCAUUAGUUUGAAAGACAGUGUAUUUAUUUCUCUUUAUUACUCAUUUGAAUCAUUUCAGCACUAUUCAGAAAUGCUGUAAAACCCCCAGAAUUGAGGAACAAACUACAUAGCUGUCUGUUUUCCUCUCAGGAAAUGACUUCCCUCAAAUAAGUUCCACAAAACCCACCACCCCUUCCCCCAUGACAAAAUGUUUGAAUACAUGGUCAUGGAACAUAAAAUCAGUUUAUGGGUUUAUAUUUGAUCCAAAAUCCUUUGUGGCUUGGGAGCACUUUCGAUGAGGAUGGGGAUUUAGAGAGUCCAUAGCUGGCAUUGGUACUAAGCCAGUAUUGUAUGCAGGUUUGCUUACUACCAGCACCAUAUGAAUGAGUAAUUCAUCGCAUGUAUAGAUCAGAAUUGUCCAAGGAAUAAAAUCAAGACAUUUUAUUUCAUCCUAGGGAGGUUAUUGUCUAUUUGUUCAGUUUAGGGGCCUCCACAGGCCUCCAUUUAAACCAGCCUUAACUGAAUUGGACUUGCCUGUAUAAAUACUGCUUAUGAAUAAAAUAAAUAAAUUUAGUAUUGACUUAUAAGGUGUUCAAAAACUUUAUUUGCCGUGCAUUUACAAGUAUUUUAAGGCUUAACUUAUAGGCGGUGAAGAACAAUCGACAAAAUAUGAAAUUUCGGUGAAUGUGGAAUAUCAUGAAUUAUUAUUGAUGGUAAUUCCACAAAAUACAGUUCAUAGCACAGUUAAUUAGUAUUGUACCUCAAAAUAUAAACCUCAGGGGAAAUUUUAAUUUCCAUGCAUGUGGCAAAAAUAGCUGUCAAAAUGUGGUUAUUUAUUGAGUACAGGGGUAUUAAAAUCCAACCAUGUUUAUAUAAUGCACUCCAAGUCUUGAAAUGCUUCCUUUUGAAUAAACGUGAUUAAAAUA
Messenger RNA from Stylophora pistillata, 3239 nucleotides. RefSeq names its product circadian locomoter output cycles protein kaput. Gene Ontology annotation, molecular function: protein dimerization activity; RNA polymerase II cis-regulatory region sequence-specific DNA binding; DNA-binding transcription factor activity, RNA polymerase II-specific. The record is from RefSeq and is a predicted model, not a curated record. Gene Ontology annotation, biological process: circadian regulation of gene expression; regulation of transcription by RNA polymerase II. NCBI's taxonomy places the organism in Eukaryota, Metazoa, Cnidaria, Anthozoa, Scleractinia, Pocilloporidae. Gene Ontology annotation, cellular component: cytoplasm; nucleus; CLOCK-BMAL transcription complex.